This is a messenger RNA of Lithohypha guttulata, 1467 nucleotides long. RefSeq lists its product as uncharacterized. The coding region runs from base 1 to 1467 and encodes 488 amino acids. The record is from RefSeq and is a predicted model, not a curated record. Gene Ontology annotation, biological process: response to salt stress; protein folding; response to heat. The transcript has a single exon. Lineage: Eukaryota; Fungi; Ascomycota; Eurotiomycetes; Chaetothyriales; Trichomeriaceae.
AUGCCUUCAGUAUACUAUCUCAAUCCUCCCCCAAACCCUUUCUGGUCUUUCGUGAAUGACUUGGAUUCUCACCCUUUCUUCGGUGGUUUCCCCGAGCAUGUUCGCAAUGGUGGCCCACCAGCACCUCCUCCACCACGAAGAUCAGCUUGGGCUCGUCCUGAGCGUGGCACUCCUGCACCACCACCUCAACCUCCAAUGAGUGAGGCAGCAAAGGGAAAGCAGCCGACUGUCGAGGACGAUCCUCCCAUAGUCGAUCCCAGCACUAUCAAGCCUGAGACAAAGAAGCCGGAAGAGACCCAACUUCCAUUCCACGGCCGUAGAGCUCGCUUCGGACGCCCAGAUCGACCAGAUCGACCAGAUCGUGAGGAGCGUGAAGAACGUCGACAGCGAGGUCACCCUUGUGGCCGGCGCAACCGCGGAUUUGGAGGAUGGGGCGGUCCUCCUCCAUUUAUGUUCGGCCAUCCAUUCGCAGGUCCACCGCCAGAACAUCGAGGUCCUCCCGGCCCCCCAGGCGAGGGUCCUCACCAUCAUCCCUCUGACCACUCUCACCAUCGUCGUCGUUCACCACACCGUCCUCGACGAGAACUCGGUCAGCGAGACUUCGACCUUGGCGGAUUCCUCAACAACCUCGGUGACAGACUCGGCGUCGACCUCUCUGGUGCAGCAGAAGGUCUAGGACUGACUACUGAUCGCUUCAGUGCUCCUAAGUCUGGCGAAGAUGUGAACUUCGAGCCAAAGACCGACAUCUUUGAGAAUGCAGACGCCUACAUCAUGCACUGCAGUCUUCCUGGCUGCCGAAAGGAAGACGUGGGAGUCGACUACGACGGAGAGAAUAGCCUUUUGCGAAUCACAGGUGUCUCACACAAGCCUGGAGUCGACGAGAGCAUGAUGAAGCAGCUGGUCGUCGAUGGACGAAAUCGUGAAACUGGUGUCUUUGAGAAGGUCAUUCGAUUAGGCACUAAGCGAGACCCAGCAAACGUGGAUGUUCAAGCCAUUUCAGCCAAGAUGGAUGCUGGAAUCCUGGUCGUCAAAGUGCCAAAGACUGAGGCUGCUCCUCAGAAGCGCGAAGUGCCCAUCACUACUGACCCUGUUGCUGAGGGUAAAGCUGACUACGAAGACGACUACUCCGAGAAGCCAGUCUUGUUCGAUGCAUCCGAGCAGGCGAGUAUCGCUGGCACUGAGCCUGCUGACGCGCCAAAGCGCGAGGAGAUCAACUUGGUCGAUAUGCAGGACAGCCAAUACAAGGAGAAGAACGAGCCUCAUGCCCAAGACACCAAGCCUACCACCAAGGCUGAAGAAUCUAAGCAGGAGACUAAGAACACUCAAGCUGAACAUCAUGCACAGGAGCUUCCAGCCUAUGCCGCUGAGGAGCCAUACGAUGAUGAUGACGAAGAGCCAGAGGAAGAUUGGGAGAAGUUCUCCGAUGCCAGUGGUGAGGGUGAGUUUAUCAAAAUCAAUGUCAACUAG